AUGGACAUCCCAACAGGCCAACAGAGACCAUCAUCCUCCACCAAAAACACUUACUCGGAUUCGGAAAUCGCCAAACUACUCUUACUCGAAUCUCAAACAUACACUGGAAGCGAUAAUUCAAUCCUCACAGGAAAAGCAUUGAAGACGAAUAAAAGAUUUCUCAAGUCGGUGAUUCGAAACGUGAAUGAUCAUAACAGAUUACUCGAAAGGAGGUCGGAAAGUUCGCUGACUCCAACACGGACAGUAAAUGAACAAGAGAGACGCAAAUCUGGGCGUGAGGACGAGCGCAGAAGAAGGGAUCCAGAACCAGAUCGUCACAGCAGCCGUAGUCGACAUUCAAGCUCGCAUCAUCAUCACACGACAUCGGGAGGGACCAGAGACUCAGGCUCUCGUGUUUCCUCGAGACCUUCCGAGCUCAGUCGCAGUCACACCCACCAUAAUUCUUCUUCUACCGAUCGAGAAAAACGGAGAAGAUCUGACAGCAAUAGGGAUCUCAACGAAGAGGAUCAUCCUGAAGAAGAGCGGAGACGUGUAGAAAAAGAGAAGAAAAGACGCACGCGCGACAGAGAUAGAGAAGAUAUACCCCAUUCAUCACACUUGAGUGAAGGUUCGGCUGGAAGAGCGCGAAAGGUUGAGGGAAGGCUCUACGAUCCAGUGAAUGAAGGAGGAGGGCAUCAAUCCCCAGCAGGGGAUGUCGCCUUGCCUAUAGGAUCGAAGAUGGACAAGUACUUUGCGGCGGGCUACGAUCCGCGAUUGGAUGUCAAUCUGGACGAUAUAACCAACCCUCAGACGGGAAUAAUUGAAGGUGGAAACUACGAUGAUUGGGAGAUCAUCCUUGCUCAAAUGAAGGCUAAACGCGAUGAACGAGCCAGAGAGAAGGAGCGCAAGUUGGAACUGAAGCUGCAUGCUGCUCAGCGUAAACUAAGGAAGAGCGAGAAGAAGGAACACCACAGGAGCCUCAAGAGUCGUAGCAAAGGGAAGAGAUCCAAGGAUGCCUCGGAUGAUGAACUUGAUGACCUUGAUCGAGAGAGACGCAGACGGAAGAGAAAUGAGAAGAAAAAGAAGAAGGAAAGACGGGACCAUUCGGCGUCCAAAACUGAUCAAGACAACAUCGACGACAACGAUCGAGAGAAACGUCGACGCAAGAAAGGCAAACAACGGAAUUCUAAACCAGGCUCGGAGUCAGACUCUUCUUCCUCCUCAUCUUCAGACAGUCAUUCCAGUAGCACAUCCUCCUCAUCUAAUGACCAUUGUCGCCGUCGGCAUCGCGAACCGUCUGGCAAAGACCGGUAUGAUACGAAGUCGGCCGGCUUGAUCGCGUUCAAUGGGUUCUCUAAACUUGGAACGCUUCGGGAAUGGGAUCGCGGGAAACCUUCACCUACAUAA
This is a messenger RNA of Puccinia triticina, 1386 nucleotides long. RefSeq lists its product as uncharacterized. The transcript is spliced from 3 exons. Lineage: Eukaryota; Fungi; Basidiomycota; Pucciniomycetes; Pucciniales; Pucciniaceae. The coding region runs from base 1 to 1386 and encodes 461 amino acids. The record is from RefSeq and is a predicted model, not a curated record.